GUCAGGGGCGAGGUGGGUGAAGAGGGAGCAGGGCCCCGCCCGUUACGGCGUGGCCAUCCCGGGGCGUCCACCGCUCCUGGGCUCAGAGCUAGGACGCGGCACGCCGCAGGUCGUGCUCCUGGGCUGUUGGCGGGGCCCGGACUCGGGGACGGUACCAGCGCCGCAGGUCAGGCUUCUGGGCCGCCACCCUAACCGGAGUUGCUCGGACCGCGCCUCCGCCGCCACGCGAGCCAUGAAAACGCACUUCUGUAUCCCGGUGUCCCAGCAGCGGCCGGACGCGCUGGGGGGCCGCUACACGCUCUACUCCGUGUACCUGGACGGUUUCCUCUUCUGCAGGGUGCGCUACAGCCAGCUGCACCGCUGGAACGAACAGCUGAGACGGGUCUUUGGAAAUGGCCUGCCUCCCUUUCCACCGAAGUUCUAUCUCGCGAUGACCCCGUCUAUGGCCAAUGAGAGAAGGGACCAGUUGGAGCAGUAUUUGCAAAAUGUAACCAUGGACCCAAACGUGUUGAGAAGCGACGUCUUCACUGACUUUUUAAAACUGGUACAGCUGGGCACGUUCAGCGUCCCUACCAAGAAAGCCUCUCUGGACAUAUUUCUGCCCGAUGGAAGGAGCAUUCGAGUCGAAAUCCUAACGUCAGACACCGCUGAAAGAGUCCUAGAGGUGGUGUCGCACAAAAUUGGACUGUGUCUGGAGCUCUUGGGCUACUUUGGCCUCUUUCUCAUUUGGUUUCGCAAGGAGGGCAAGCUCUCUGUCAUGAAAAAACUAGCGGACUUCGAACUCCCUUUUGUGAGUCUUCUGAGUUGUGAGGCGGAAGACUGCAAGGUCGGACUCAGGAAGUGGUACAUGGACCCAGCCCUCGACUCCAUGCUGAUGGACUGCAGAGCUGCUGUGAACCUGAUCUACAUGCAGGCAAUACAGGACAUUCAAAGAGAGUGGGCCAAGCCCACGCAGGCACAGAGGCAGAAAUUAGAGGCCCUCCAGAGAGAAGACAGCCAAGCAAAGUUCCUGGAGCUGGCCCGGGAGGUGCGGCACUACGGGUGCGUGCAGCUGGACCCCUGUGUCUGCGACUACCUGGAGCCGGGCUGUGCGGCCGUCGUUUCCGUCGGCAACCACGAGAUCAGCUGCCGUGUCACCCUGCCGGAUGCCCAGACCCGGGACAUCACCUUCCAGAUGAGCAGAGUGAGGUGCUGGCAGGUCACUUUCCUCGGGACUCUGCUGGAUAUGGAUGGGCCCCAGCGAACUCUGAGCCAGGACCUGGAGCUCAGGUUUCAGUACAGUGAGGGUGGUCGCUGGCAGUGGUUUGUCAUUUACACCCAACAGGCUUUCUUGCUGAGCAGCUGCUUGAAAAAAAUGGUCUCAGAAAAGAUGGCAAAGCUAGCUGCAGAGAAUCCAGAAAUGCAGAUUGAAGUUCCGGAACCAGGCAAAAGUAAGAAGUACAACAUUCGACAAAGCCAGGAAAACUAUUCUAGUUUUCUGCCAAGAAUGAACAAGAUUAAGAUAGCUGAAGUUGACUGUGUCCUGGGGACCACAAAGGAAGAAGGCCUUUGAAGAGAGAGCCUCACUUUUUACAAUGUCCUCUAAGGCUGUCCGGAAAGUGCUUCACGGUUAAAAGUGAGCCUCCUACCAUCAGUGAAAGAAAUUGGACCCCUUCCUGUUGUGGCCACAUUAAGAUGGACCCUAUUCAACAAGAACUUCAGAACUCUGUUAAACUCAAGAUGAAAAAGAAACACGAGCCAAAGUUACACAGGUGGUUUUUGCCUCAGUGAUGACCAGGGGCAAAUCCAAAUGGAUUAGCAUGAAGCCGGUUCUCCAAGCCCCACCCCUCCACCCGCGGUGUUGACCUGGCUCCAGGCAGUCUUUGUUUCGGAGAUGUGACUCAUCCGCCGAGGAGCACGUGGCUCUAAGACGAAGAAUCACAGAAAACAAAAUCUAUUUUUCUCCGAUGUGUCCACAGCACCAGGGCAAGGAGGGAUGGAAUACCGAUUUGUUUCCUUAUGUAAUUCAGAGCCUCCAGUACAGAUGUGCUCCAAGCAAUAGGCUUCCCUGCUCUCCGUGUCUCCAUUCCUGUAGUUGUGUUCCAUCCUUGGAAUACUACAUUCAGCUCAGUAGUCAUUUUGCUAUUAUGAACAUUUUUAUUUUGGGAAUCAGUGGGUAUCAAUAUCAACUACCUUAUAAGUCUCUUAGAUUUAAAAAUAUGUAUACUUUUUCGCUAGAUGUUUCUUAUCCAGUUUCAUUUUAUCAUAGUAAUAUAGUUAUAUAUAGAAUUAAGACUGCUAUAAGAGAAGACAGAAGAAUCUAUAUAAUAUAAUUAGAUGAAAUAUAAUAUUGUGAUGUUCUUUCCUAACUCAGUUGUAUAACUCAUCAUGUCAUAAAUAUGAAAUAUAUUCCAGUGACUAUAGAAUUUACUAAUGGAAAUUCUGUGAAUAAUAUUUUUGAAGCAUAAAAUCUAUUAAAGCCCUAUAGUACUUAUAAAGCAA
Molecule: messenger RNA, 2481 nt
Organism: Phyllostomus discolor (pale spear-nosed bat)
Lineage: Eukaryota; Metazoa; Chordata; Mammalia; Chiroptera; Phyllostomidae
Gene: SNX31
Product: sorting nexin 31
Exons: 14
Coding region: 233-1552 (439 amino acids)
Biological process (GO): intracellular protein transport
Cellular component (GO): early endosome
Molecular function (GO): phosphatidylinositol binding
Source: RefSeq, a predicted model, not a curated record